CGGAGGGAGGAUGCUCAUGCCCAGAGCGAGCCCAGCCUCUCCGCACGGCAGGACGAGCGUCAGCCCGCGCGCUCCUCUGGCACAGGGAUGUACUGUGGGAGGGGGGGGGUCGGGCAGCAGCGAGCCACCAUCCCCUCCGCCACUGAGAGCUCCUUCACGCAGAGCAACUGCACAGGACCGUGCGCAGGGCUGCUGCGCUGCGCCCGCGCUCCUCGAAGCGACGUCUGUUGGAGCCUAUGGACCUGCCUCUGUUUGUUCGCGAACAGCCCCAAUCCGGCCGAGGGAAGAGUCCCCCUCUUGCGUCUUUUCUGUGUUUUUAAGUAAUUCUCCAGUCUGUGUGGUGGGGGUCGGAGGCAGCGGGGGUUGUCGGGAGGGUUCUUUCUCUUUUGUCAAGCGCGAACAAGCCAAACUUCUGCCAUGGCACUGGUGAUGGAGCCCGUGAGCAAGUGGAGCUCCGGUCAAGUGGUCGACUGGAUGAAAGGCCUGGACGACUGCCUGCAGCAGUACAUCAAGACCUUUGAGAAGGAGCAAGUAGGGGGGGACCAGCUGCUGCGCAUCACCCACCAGGAGCUGGAGGAUUUGGGAGUGUCCAGAAUCGGCCACCAGGAGCUCGUACUGGAAGCUGUGGACUUGCUCUGUGCGCUGAAUUAUGGGCUGGAGACUGAGAAUCUGAAGACACUAUCUCAUAAGCUCAAUGCAUCUGCCAAGAACCUGCAGAACUUCAUCACGGGCAGGCGGCGCAGCGGCCAUUACGACGGCCGAGCCACCCGCAAGCUGCCCAAUGACUUUCUUACCUCGGUGGUGGACCUGAUCGCUGCAGCCAAAAGCCUUCUGGCAUGGCUGGACAGAUGCUCCUUCUUUUUCAGGUCCCCAUUUGCUGCAGUGGCGGAUUACUCCAUGACCAGGAACAAUGUGAUCCAGCUGUGUCUGGAGCUCACAACAAUUGUACAGCAGGACUGCUCUGUGUACGAAGCUGAAAACAAAAUCCUGCAUGUGUGUAAAACUCUAUCUGAAGUUUGCGACCACAUUAUCUCUCUGUCCUCGGAUCCCAUGGUGUCCCAGGCUGCACAUUUGGAGGUUGUGCAGCUACCCAACAUAAAGUCCACUGAAGGCCUGGGCAUGUAUAUCAAAUCAACGUAUGAUGGUUUGCAUGUGAUCACCGGGACGACAGAGGGAUCCCUGGCUGACCGCUGUAAGAAAAUCCAUGCCGGAGAUGAAGUCAUUCAGGUUAAUCAUCAGACAGUGGUGGGCUGGCAGUUGAAGAACUUGGUGAACUUGCUGCGUGGCGACCCUGCCGGCGUCACCCUGACGCUGAAGAAACGCCCGCAGAGCACGCUCACCUCAACCCCUGCUCUGCUCAAAAACAUGAGGUGGAAACCACUUGCUCUGCAGCCAAUCUUCCCUCAGAGCCCCGGCAGCAGUGGCGCCACGCCCACCAGCACUUUAAGCACGCCAUCCAGGAGGAGUAGCUGUGCCCUGCAGGACCUCUUUAUACCCCCACCUCCAGCAGAGCCAUACACCCCCAGAGACGACAAAGGGAAUCUGCCGGGUGACGAUCCUCAAUCGGACCUCCAUGUCGCAGAGGGGUCUGAGUCACCAAACUCCUACCUGGACCAGGAGUGUGGGCGGCGCUUCCCUCUGGUGGAGGAGGAUGCUAUACUCUACUGUUACGAGUAUGACCAGAGCCAAGAGGUGUCAUCAGUCCGCAGGGGGAGCACUCCCACCUAUGGCAGGCUCAGGCCCAUCUCAAUGCCAGUUGAAUAUAACUGGGUGGGAGACAACGAAGACCUGGCCAAGCUGAAGAGAGAGAGCAGGAGAGAAAACUCCUUGCUGCGUUUUGCGAGCGAGGAUAAAGCGCCAGCAGAGGACUUCCUGCUGGGACGCAGCAUGAGUCAGAACAGGAGGAAGACAGAGCGAGGAGGGAGCCCCACCCAUUACACGCUCAUACCCGCCCUCCAGAUGGAAGUUUCCCUGUCCACAUCCAGCUCGGACUCUGCCUCGCUCUACCAUGUGUUUGAGCGAUCCUCGAUGUUGUCAAGGUCAAAGAAGAAGAGUAAAGCUGAGAGCCCCAUGUCUUCCAUCAGUAAGCGGCGGAUAUCCUGCAGGGACUUGGGUCAUGGGGACUGCGAGGGCUGGCUGUGGAAAAAGAAGGAUGCUAAAACAUAUUUUUCACAGAAGUGGAAGAAGUACUGGUUCAUCCUGAAAGACACAUGCCUGUACUGGUACAUGAAUGAGGAGGAUGAGAAAGCCGAGGGCUUCGUCAGCCUCUCAGAGUUCAAGAUUGAUCGAGCCACUGAGUGCAGGAGGAAGUUUGCCUUCAAGGCUUGCCAUCCGAAGAUAAAAACCUUCUACUUUGCAGCGGAAAAUGUAGACGACAUGUCCCGGUGGCUGAGUCGUCUCAGCAUGGCAGUGGCAGGCUUCUCCGAGCAGGAGAAAAUUCGGCAGGACCAAGAUUACUGGAGUGAGAGUGAUCAUGACGACAUGGAAAUGCCCUCGAUGCCAAAGCAGGACAGUCCGCCGCCACCGUAUGACACUUUCCCAAGAGCAUCCUCGGUGAGUCCAUACAUGGAACCAAAACGUGGCCAUCUCUCCUCCUCUGACACGUUCCAGUCCCGUUCUUCUCAUGAAGAGUUCCACUCGGAGCCGCACGAGGGCAGCAUGAGCAACAACAGCGUCUCCCCUGGGCAGAAGACGAGCAGCCAUCGAAACUCGUGGCACGACCAGAUGGAGAGCAACACAAGGAUGCACUACCUCCAGACGUUUCCCGUAGAGGAAUCCCUGUUGUCGGAUGACAGGGACCACUUGCCGAUGGAGUACCGCAGGCAGUCCACCCUGCCUGCGCCACGCAGCCUGCUGCAGGAACAAUACAGAGCCCUGCCUCUGCCCCUAAGAGCCAGUAUGGAUUCAGAGGCGGGAGGCAAACCCCGCAGUUUCACGCUACCCAGGGACAGCGGGCUCCACGCCAUUCUGACCGCCACUGCCGCUGUAUCGGAUCCGAGAGAGACCCAGCACUACCAGCGGGACCGGGUCAGAGACACAGGUCAUGGGCGGGACUGCAGGAUGCAGGCAGACUCUCUGGGGGAUUUGUACCGGGCUCUGGAGCAGACAAGUCUGUCCAGCUCGGCUGAUCACAGAUCAGCCAGCCGCCUGGAGUACAAGCGCUCAUUUGUCCGACGAGUUAAUGACCCCCUGCUAAAUGACAAGCUUCAUCGCCUCCGGAUCCUCCACAGCUCACUGAAGAAUGUCCCUCUUCAAGACACAAACCGUUCCUUGGGUUUUUUAGGGUAACGUGAGGAUCAGUGUGUUGAUAAAACCUUGACUGUAUCGCCUCUGCCUGUGCCUCACACAGCCAGCAUCCCUCUGCUGGAGAUAAAAAGGCACCAGAAACCAUCUUCUCCCUGCUUGGCUCCAUCUGUUCUCCUUUUACUGCUCCCUCAACCUCGCUUAUUGUGCAGGAGCACAAAGACUUGGUGUCCCUCUCCGCCUGACCUCACAGUUUUAAAGAUGAGGGCUGUCACAAAAAGGAAAAAGAGAUGUCUGGCUCGAUAAAGUAACUUGUGGACUCAAAGGGUUUCUGACUGGCAUAUAAGCACUUUAUGUCCUCGUCAAAGAUUUUGUCGGAGAGCUUUGCAAUUCAUCGCUCACGUGCAUGGCCUCCUUCCUUCACUUCUGCUGAAUCGUUUUCGAGCAUCAUGCAGGAGUUGUGUACAGCCGCUCUGAAAGGGCUGGUGGAAGAAUUAAAAGCAAACCUAUUUCGGAUGUACACCACAUUUUGUUAUGCAUGUGUGUAUGAUUAAUAGGUAUGUUUGUUUAAUGAGUGUACAGGGUGUUAUAUAUAUUUAAUAUUACGUUACUACAACAACAGUGACUACACAAUGUUUUGGGGUACUUACAGUAUACAAAUUGUAAAACAAGUGCUGUGCCUCAGUGAUUGUGAGUGUACAUUGUACUUUUCCAAGAGAGAUGAGGGAUGAUGUGGAAGGGAAGCUAUUCUUCAAAACAGAGGCACAAAACUAUAACGCCUGGCAAUAAUGAACUAGUCUUGUAAAUUACAAAGGAAUGAUCAGAAUAGUUGUCUAUUUUUGUAUGCAUGCCGUCAACCCGACUGUUUGUAAGAGUUUUGUAUUUCUAUGCGUGUUCAGUUUGGAAAAUACUUGGUUCCAUCCCUCUACCACAUUGUGUUUCUUGUUUUACAGUUUUUCCUGGAAGAGUUGUUUUUUUUUCAAGCGUACACCACAAAAAGAGAAACAUUUUUAUUUAUUAAGUGUUUAAUGUACAAGCAUGCUUUGUAUAACUAAAACACACUACCAUGUCAUUUGAAAUUGACUGACAUUUCUCAAGUGUGCCAGAUUGUAGCUACAUUACUCUUUUCAUUAAAUAAAGUAUGGCACGGGCACACAUAA
Scophthalmus maximus (turbot) is the source of this 4403-nucleotide messenger RNA. RefSeq names its product connector enhancer of kinase suppressor of ras 2. Lineage: Eukaryota; Metazoa; Chordata; Actinopteri; Pleuronectiformes; Scophthalmidae. Bases 418 to 3288 code for a protein of 956 amino acids. The transcript has 22 exons. Gene Ontology annotation, biological process: regulation of signal transduction. Gene Ontology annotation, cellular component: membrane; cytoplasm. The record is from RefSeq and is a predicted model, not a curated record. Gene Ontology annotation, molecular function: protein binding.